Protopolystoma xenopodis is the source of this 609-nucleotide messenger RNA. The record is from the annotation of a GenBank genome assembly. Lineage: Eukaryota; Metazoa; Platyhelminthes; Monogenea; Polystomatidea; Polystomatidae.
AUGGGCAACAGAGGUUCUGGCUUGCCCCCAUUCGGCACUUGGAAAGGUCACCUCGAGAGCGCGUCGUCAGCUCUCGCCAGAUUGGGUUGGAUACAGAAGCAGACAUUAGUCAUUCUGGAGCAGGGCGCGUGGGUACGGGAAGAUGAGUUUUUUGACGUUUCCCUCCCUUCUUCCGUCGAUCGAGGCCAACCUGCCACAAAGCCGCCUGCCGGCAACCAGGAAGAGGAUCCACGGGGCAGUCGCUAUAGGCGCGGAAUGGCACCAGGAAGCAGAAUAUGGCGUCCGAUUGACUGUGCUUUACGCCCGACAAGGCCGAGAUUGCAUCGAAACGACGCCGAGCCGAAGGGAGCACAAGCGCACAGACACAAGUCAACAUCGCAAAGAUGGGCAUCGCAAAGACGACAAUUGGUAUGCGAUUUGACAGUUUCAUCAAGUCAGAAGACUCAGAAGACGGAGCUGGUUGGAAAUGAGCUCUUCGACAGCGAGCGUCGCGGCAACUGGCCGACAGGAGCAGGUCUUGCCGCGUGUCGUCGUCGGGGCGACCGGAGCAAAUGGUCGCCAAGGCAGCCAUACGAAGUGCCUGGUGAUGCAGGUACAGUGGACAGAUAG